Messenger RNA from Rotaria sordida, 1779 nucleotides. The record is from the annotation of a GenBank genome assembly. NCBI's taxonomy places the organism in Eukaryota, Metazoa, Rotifera, Eurotatoria, Philodinida, Philodinidae.
AUGGGGUACCAGUCAAGUUGGGCACCCCCAUAUUUACGUUCUGGGACAGGUACAUUAAAGCCACAAGCAACAACAUCGACACUCUUAUUAUGGCCUGUAGAAGUUAAACAGAGAAUGAUUGAUCGUGGUCAAACAACUGCAUCUGAUCCAAAUGAAAUAGAUCAUGCUUCUUGUUUGAAUUAUGUCCAGAGAGUACUACAAAAAUUUCGAAACCAAACCGAACAUUAUCAAGCUCAAUUGAAAGAAAGAAAAAAACGUUUAAACAAUUGUUGGACAUGUGAAAUUGAAGAAGCUGUUGCUAAAUUUGUUCAACAACAUGUCACACCUAUAUAUAAAGUACCUACAGAAGGACAAAUUGCUAUCGUCCAAUAUGAUUAUAAUGAUCGAUUGAUUCAAUUAGAAUAUUAUCAACAGAAUCCAAAUGAAUAUCAAAAACAAAUAUUUGAAAAUCUUGCUCAAGCCAAAUAUGAAAAAGAAACAGCUAAAUUUGAUGUAGCUAUAUUAAAACAACGUAUUGUUUAUAAUCAUUUACCAACAUCAUUUCAUACACUUCAAAUACCUGUGCCCAUAUCAUUAGAUACAAUUACUGAUACGAUGACUCGUCAACAUUUAAAGGAUCGAUGUGAGAAAAUUUUACAACGAACGAAAUCCGAAAUGGUGAUGGUUUAUAUUACAACAGCCGAAGCAAAAAUGAAUGAAUAUGAAAAAAGAUUCAAUACAGACUUGGCUAAAAUGAAAGAAAAUCAAUGUUCUGGUCCAUCACAUAAAAAAUUAACUCAAACAAUGUUGAAUAUUAUGGAACGACGUUUUCAGAAUAUAAAUGAACGUCUUACAUGCCUUUACAAAUUAAAAUUACGUUUUUUCGUCAAAGCUCCGACGGAACAAGUUACAUUUCUUAAUCGUGGACCAACCUAUGUUCCACCAUGUCAAAUACAUAUUUUAUCAAAAUCUCCUUUAAUACUGGGUCAAAUCGUUACGAAACAAAUGGCACCACUUCAACGAGAACUUACAAAACUUUUCAUCAAAUAUCCAAUCGAUCUCACUCGUCAAAUGCAUUUUGAAAACGGGAUUGAACAAUUAUUCAAUGAAUCAUUUCUUCAACCUAUGCCUUCUGUACUUGAAGACCGUGCACUCUAUGAAAAACAGCUCAUUCUAUCAAUCAGAUAUCAAUUGAAUAAAGAUCAAUUGAUUCUACGACGAACUGCUGAUGACAUGAAUACAUAUUAUCUUGGUCAAUUGAAUGAAUUUAAUCAAAAAUCGAAUGAAUAUAUUCAGAAUUCAACUUGUUACGAACUGAUUGAAACAAUUAAUGAAAUUAAUACAGAACAACAACAAUUAGAAGGAAUUAUUCAGUCUAUUGAUUUACAACUGGAAAUAUUAUAUCAAAGAAAAUUGAUUAAAGAAGAUCAUUUAAUCAGAUUAAGAGGUCCAUUAAAUUUACCAUUAAUAGAAUUAUUAUGUCAUAUUUAUAUGCAUCAUUGGCAAUAUUCAUUAGUUACACAUAUUUGUUUGAAAGAUACAUUCUAUGGUCGAUAUAAAGAUACAAGUUUUUUAACAUGGAACGGUCCGAUUGAUCAAUUUCAAACAUUAUUCAAUAAACUUGAACAAGAACUAGGUUCUAAUCUUCAAAUGACAACAUUUAUUAGUAGUGAUGUUCAUUUUCUUCAUGCUGCUAUUGAAAAUCGAAAAGGAUCUUUACAUACUCGUGUGCAUCAUGAUUCGACAAUUCAACCAUUUUUAUUACCUUAUGAGCAUAGUCAUCCACGCUUAUUUCAUUGA